Molecule: messenger RNA, 810 nt
Organism: Cynara cardunculus var. scolymus (artichoke)
Lineage: Eukaryota; Viridiplantae; Streptophyta; Magnoliopsida; Asterales; Asteraceae
Product: zinc finger protein 10-like
Exons: 2
Coding region: 92-637 (181 amino acids)
Source: RefSeq, a predicted model, not a curated record
ACCGUUAUAGGGAAAGUUCUUAAUCUUGCAUUUUAUUUUGACAACCAAUAAUUAACCCUAGUACGUAUCACUACAACCGUCUGUUUAGCAGAUGUGGAACUCUAAUCCAGUAACGACAAAGUCUCACGACGAAGAUGAUUCAUGGGAGGUGAAAGCCUUUGCGGAGGACACCAAAAAUGUCAUGGGAACUACAUGGCCGCCACGGUCCUAUACUUGCACAUUUUGCAAGAGAGAAUUCCGAUCAGCUCAAGCUUUGGGUGGUCACAUGAACGUGCACCGUCGUGAUAGGGCUCGGCUCCACCAAUCCCAACCUAACUUGAAAACCCCUAAUUUGCCUUCUUCUACUACUUCUUCCACUCUCUUGAUUCCAACUCAAGAACUUGUUACAAAUGGUGGCUUGUGUCUUCUCUACUCUAUACCAAACCCUAAUGCUAUUUUCAAAACUUCAUCUUUAAACACUAUGAAAGCCGUGGCUCCUCGUCCCUUCAAUUCUUCCCUCUCUAAUUCUAGCAACAUGGAGGCAUCAACACCAACAAACUAUAAAAGCAACACAAAAGUUAGUAUUGACAAGAAAAGGAAAAAGACUGAUUCAACAGUUGAAGGUAUCGACUUGGAGCUUCGUCUGGGAUCGAUGUAGCUUGUUGGCUUCUUGAAACACAUACAUGGCGUGUUUUUUGUGUGUGAAUGCAUGUGUGUUUCUUUCCUUAUUUUUGUUCACAAGCUUUUUAUUAGAAAACGUUUGAUUUUUUGAUUUGUUGUUCAUGAAAGGAUAUUGUAUACUAAAAAGAAAUAGAGGGAGUUUAGUUGAAC